UUUAAAAACGCUCAUUCAUCAAAAAGAUGAGUGAAAAGCACUUUAUUUUGCCAUCUAGCAUGCUAAUGAUAGUUUCGGCUGUCUUCGGAGGUAUCGGAAUCAUCACUACAAUCGUGUUCGUGAUUCUGACAGUUCUUCAUUCAAAAAGUGCGGUUUGUAAACCUGCAGGCAAAGAAGACAUGAAAAAACUGAACGGUAUCGAAGGAAUGCAAACGAUCAAAGAAGAAUGUGGAGGAUCAACUGAAACAUCCUCGUCGAAACCGAAGAAAAAAGCCAAGAAAGAAGUCUGAUUUUUUUUUUUUGAAUAAAUUUUAAAUUUC
Messenger RNA from Caenorhabditis elegans, 320 nucleotides. RefSeq lists its product as uncharacterized. The record is from RefSeq and is marked reviewed. Gene Ontology annotation, cellular component: membrane. The coding region runs from base 27 to 290 and encodes 87 amino acids. The transcript has 2 exons. NCBI's taxonomy places the organism in Eukaryota, Metazoa, Nematoda, Chromadorea, Rhabditida, Rhabditidae.